Molecule: messenger RNA, 5171 nt
Organism: Scylla paramamosain (green mud crab)
Lineage: Eukaryota; Metazoa; Arthropoda; Malacostraca; Decapoda; Portunidae
Exons: 12
Coding region: 798-3434 (878 amino acids)
Source: RefSeq, a predicted model, not a curated record
GAGAGAGAGAGAGAGAGAGAGAGAGAGAGAGAGAGAGAUCCUCUAAACUAAUGUCAUAGAGUUCGAUAUUCUAAAAGACCGGCCUUCUGGUUUGCAAAGUUUCUAGUCAAGAAUUACUGGUCUUAUAAUUGUUGUUGUCGUUAACAUCACGCCCAGCGGCAGCGCGUCGUGGUGAAGGAGAGAAUUCCUGCAAGACUCGUGGUGGCGCAUUUCCUGCCUGUCGCGGGAUGUAAGCCUCCAAAUAUAGCAAUGGUUACGUGUGGUAUGUGAGUCACGUGUGUCAUAUGUUUUGUUUUGUUUAUGACGUGAAGUGACGUCAAAAAAAAGGGCUGUUGGUCUCCCGGAUGCCGUGGGUGAGGCGCCGCCCGCCCAAAGCAACCAAGCACUGCAGCGUAGGCAAUGGUGCGCGACGAAACCCCCUUCCCCCGCGGCCGGGGUUCACUGAGCCUGAUGACUUAGAAACAAGACAGCAUUUGCCCUGCGCUGACGACGCUAAAGUAGAGAGCAUAACUUUGUACUCUUCCCAGCUGGCGCGAUUCAUUUGUCUCCUUGGGAACGUAGCCUCUUAUUAGCAGUAAUUGAACGAUAUUGCCCCGCUGUUUUUUCGCCUUGUGGCCCACCACGCUCGUGGGAUAGUGUGUUUCGCCGUCUCGCUCUCCCAAAUAAAGCUGCAUCCGCUCGCAAGCGUAUAGCAGUAGAUUGUGUGAUUACGGGUGUGUUCCGUGAUUGAAGCUCGGCCGAGACGUGAGAACCAACAACAGUGCGUGGCUGAGUGAAAAUGUUGGACGCCUAAGAGGAUGGGCGGCGGGCGGCAAUGGCAUGCAAAGAUUGCGGAGGAAUGGGAACUACAAACGGACAGGUGUCAGGUGGCAGGUGGUGAGGGCGCCAUGGCCGGGCCGCCGCCCCUCCUGAACGCCGGUGUGGACAUGGCCUCCCCUCCACCCCGCUUCACGAAUUUCCUGCCCUCCGCCCCAGAGCCGCUCCUCCACUACAGCUUUCCCUCCGAGGCAGACACGCUGGCCUACGUCGACGCCCUCAAACAUUCUGACCUCAGUGACUGGAGGUCGCUGCAGGAGGUGGCGGCGCGGGCAGGGGCUGGAUCUUGUUCGGGCGCAGUCACCACCUCGGUUCUGACUGCGCUGUAUCUGCUGGGUCUCUUCAACCUGUGCGUCGCGUCACCUGCCUCCUGCUGCGUCCCUCCAGCCUCGGGCCGCCGCCGCCGUCGCAGCUCCGUUGACGCCACACUCCCGCCGCUACUCAACAACCUGCAGUACAACCUCUCUAGCCUUUCCCUGGAACAGUUCCGUGCCCUGCCGCAUGUCACCACUCCUGACGGCGGCCGUGUUCCCCUCCACAUAUCAGUAGUCGAGCAGGUACGAAAGCUGUGGGACUCCAAUCCUCGUCUGCUGUCAUCCGUGUCGUGCUCAUCGGCCACGGAAUCAGUGCGCUCGUCUUUCAUCUCCCUAAGCGGCGUGGCGUCUGGCAUCAUUCUGGCUUACAGCGUGGCGCAGCUCAACCAGUGCUACCCCGACCACACCCCGCACACAAACAACCCUCCCAAGAUAUGGUUCUUUCCUAUCCCCAAGGCAGCCACCCAGCCACGGUUCCCCGUCCCCAUGAUCCCGGUGGACAUUCCCGUCUCAGGCGAUGACGAGGAAGAAGACGGCUGCCCGAGGGAUGAGGUGCCGCUAGGGUUGGACCGAUGUGCCCCUCUCCUCUCUUCCAACCCGUGUCCCUACCGCCACUGGGUCCUCCUCAACAGCGACACACGCACGGGAGAGUGUGUUCCACGUUUAUGUGCCGACAAUUAUGUGUAUGUGGAGACCGAUCAGCUGUGUCAUGACGUGAACGAGCCUGGCAUAUGUCCCGGCAACAGGCGCCUCUACCUCACCGCCUAUGGCACUGCCGUCUGCGACUGUCCGGAAGGUAUGUUCCCGGGACCCAACGACUCGUGUUACUUCCUGUAUGAGAAAGCCUACUGCAACCGCGGAUCUGUCCUGCAAUUUGACCGCACCUCCAAGACUCUCACCUGCAGGCCUGAUCCGUGCAGCCACGUCAACAGUCAGCUCUGGCCCGACGACCUGCCCUACGCCCCGCGUCCCAAGGAUGGUUUCUGCUACCAAUUUAACGAGCAAGGACCAUGCAAGGCAGGGCAAAGAUUUGGCUACGACACGGACAAGCUGGAAGCUACCUGCGUCUCCCUCAUGGAAGCUGGCCUUGCUCGACCCCGCAGGUCUUUCCAGUAUCAACAGAUGUCGUUCCCGGCCACCCAGGACCGCCAGUACCAUCACUAUCAGGUAUCGUAUAUAAUUAUGAACGGCACGACCUGGGAUCUUGAGGUGAAGGGAAUCAAGAGGACCAAGAGGGACGUAGCCGAACCUCAGCGAGGAACACCGCACCUCUCCUCUGGCCAUCUUGUAGUGCCCUUCAUCGACACAAGAAGUUUUCCACGAGAUGUCCACCCCUCCCAGCGGCCUCAGGCCUUGCGAUGGGCUCGCCGCAGGCACACAUGGAGGGGCAAUAAUCACGCCAGACGAGUCCAUGCCAUUAGACACCAGAGGGGCGCCGCAAGGACUCGUGCAAUGGAAGGUCAGGCAUCACACCACAUCAGGAGAAAAGUUUAUAAUCGAGCUAGAUUGAAAAACAGAAGAAUGAAUGGUGGACGAGCUCGUCAAAGUCGAGAGACAACCUUCGAUUCGGAACUCCGACGUGAUUUCCGCAGCAUUGUCAAGAUCAAUCAUUCUCCGGCAAUGCGCCCUGUUGUGGUGCCACAGACACCGUCUCUUUCGGCCGUUGCUCGCCCUGUCCGGAAGGUUAACCUUAGAAGUGGUGGCAGAGCGGCUCGACAGAACUCUAGGCGGAGGAAGAAUAAGAAGAGGGGCAAAGGGAGAAGAAAAAAGAAAGGACGGAAGCGCAGGAAAAAGAAGAAAGGACGCAGGCGCGGUCACAGAAGGCGACACAGACUUGAUGGUUCCAGAAACUCUACCAGAACAAAAGGGAAAAGGAAAAGGAAACAUCCCCGCCUGCCGUUCCGCGUCCCCACGGUGAUUCCUCCCUUGGCUGUCAAUGCCACUUCUGGCGGGGCAAGGGGCGUGGGAGGUACCAACAGCAGCGACGCAGAUGGAGUUUCAGGCGAUGAGGAAGAGAAAGUAGAAGACUUGUCAUCUUCAGAGAUGUCACUGCCCAAGUACCUACGUCACCGGGGCCGGCGCCAACUGGGCGAGGGAGGCGGCAUCAUUCAGGCGCCUCUGCUGAGUGCCUGCAAACCCGGUGCUAAGAGGGACUAUAACUACAAGUGUCGACCCAAGUUCAUCCCUCAGGGGCGCGACAGGCGAAGGGUUGGGGGCGUGUCUGUGGGACCCCGCAGACCAACCAUAUCUUGCCCUAAGGGUACUCGGCUUGAUCCCCGUGGCAAGUGUCAGCAAAUCGGAUGAGUCAGCUUCGAACAGUCCCUUCCUGGCAUCCGCCACAGACAGCAAAGAAAACCUGCAGACGCGCCUUAAGAGCGUUGCUUACAUCUUCGACAAGUGUUUCGCCGUCCACGUCGACACACUUCGAGGUCUCUGAGCGCGUGCCAGUAUUCUUCGGGAACACACCGAUCUUCUGAGGCGUAUGACCACCCCCCACACCAGCUCCCCUCUGACCUCCAGCUGUUUGCCUCUCCCGCCCCUGGUUCUCUAUUGGUGACUCUCAGUGUAGCGUCAGUACUUGGUGGAUUUUCAGAGUGACAUAAAGACUCCUGAAAGUGGAAUUAUUUGUCUACUAAAAUCUCGCUUUACAACGAACAAAAAUACUUUUAGGUAACGCUCUCUGUUUUUAUACACAGUUUCAUUACUUGUUAGUUUCUCAGAAAAGUGAUAGCAAGUGAAUUUUAUAAUUUCAAACAACUUGCAAGAAAAUCAAGGACCAAUUCAUGAGCUGAUCCCCAAACGAAACUGUAAUUACUAGCUGUGAUUUGAUUAAGUAAACCUCAAUCGACACUUUUCAGGGAAGAUGCGAGGUGUACAUAAUGUAUCUAAAUACAUAUUUUUAACCUGGCGAUGUCUACAACAAGUGUUGUAUAUGACAAGCUUGUAUGGUGCGAACAUGAUUUGUUUGCAUCGUGUACUAGUAAUGAUAAGUCGAUUCUAUUAAGGCUUGUAGUGAGUGGCUGUAGACAAAGCUGGUGGUGUUCCUGGAGAUGAAACUGACGUCGGCAGUGAGACUUGUUUGCUGAGGAGGUUGUCAUAGCAACACGUUAGAAGAGACGUGGUGUUCUGUUUCCCAAGGGACCAAUAAAGGAGACAACGCCACAUCCUUAAGGGUUACGCUGAAGUCUGCGUCCCUUAUUAGCCCCCAGGUCGCGCUUACCCGCCGUGGCCUGUAGAUGUAGUUAGUAAUAGUUCCUUGCUGGCCUUCAGUAAGCCUUUAGGUGUACAUAUCUUUAACAAAAAGGCGAUACUUGGCUGCCAUCGUAAUCAUUAGGUGUUUUGUGUGGCGAAGCUCCACUCGCUUGGAACCUUUGUUACCGUGUUGUUGAAUUUCAGCUCAUUAUUAUUAUUAUUAUUAUUAUUAUUAUUAUUAUUAUUAUUAUUAUUAUUAUUAUUAUUAUCAAUAUCAUUAGUCUGAUUUAUAUUAUCAUUAUUAUUAUUAUCAUUAUUAUUAUUAUUAUUAUUAUUAUUAUUAUUAUUAUUAUUAUUAUUGUUAAUAUUCUGUAACCAAUAUUACCACAGAUGCAGCAGCAGCAGCAACUAUGAGAACAACAUCAACUACAAUAAUAUUGCAUUUACCACCACAUCCAACACAACAACACCAUCACCACUACCACUGCCCUUACUGUUCCUAAGUGUCUCAUACUGUCACUACUACCAUUACUACAACUACUACUACUACUACUACUAUUUUUGCUCUUGCUGCUGCUGCUGCUGCUGCUCCUGCUGUUGUUGCUGUUGCUGCUGCUGCUAUUACUACUACUACUACUACUACUACUACCACCACUACUACUACUACUACUACUACUACUACUACUACUACUACUACUACUACUACUACUACUACUACUAUUACUACUGCUAUUACUACUGCUGCUGCUACUACUACUACUACUACUACUACAACUCUCUCUCUCUCUCUCUCUCUCUCUCUCUCUCUCUCUCUCUCUCUCUCUCUCUCUCUCUCUCUCUCUCUCUCUC